Pantherophis guttatus is the source of this 3623-nucleotide messenger RNA. It is a transcript of the gene NUDT4, whose product is annotated as nudix hydrolase 4. Gene Ontology annotation, biological process: diphosphoinositol polyphosphate metabolic process; diadenosine hexaphosphate catabolic process; adenosine 5'-(hexahydrogen pentaphosphate) catabolic process. Gene Ontology annotation, molecular function: bis(5'-adenosyl)-pentaphosphatase activity; diphosphoinositol-polyphosphate diphosphatase activity; endopolyphosphatase activity. Lineage: Eukaryota; Metazoa; Chordata; Lepidosauria; Squamata; Colubridae. The record is from RefSeq and is a predicted model, not a curated record. Gene Ontology annotation, cellular component: cytoplasm; nucleus.
UUCAGUUAAAUAGUGGAUACAGCGCCGCAGAAGCGGCGCUUUCUGGGGACCGGAUGAAGGACAGGGACUGAGUGAAGCGGGAGGAGCUGCGGCCGGAGGAGAGCGCUCGGGCCGGGUCGCAGCCGCAGUGCUUGAGGAGAAACCGAGGCGGCCAGUGGAGACAACAGACGGCGGGGCUCCAUGGCGCGGCGUGGGUUCCUCAGUGGCCGCGGUGUCGCCAGCUCCACUGCCACAGCCGUGCGUGGCGCUCUGUCCCCCUGAGGAGCGCUCCCUUCGCUCCCUCCUGACGAGGAAAGAGGCUUCUCUCGCCCCACCGGGCUCCUCGGCUUGGACCGAAGAGAGAAGGGGAGCCACCGGGGCCUCCCUCGUCGUUCGCUUCCCUCCCACACGGGCGGGCGUGCCGGGGGCCGGAGUAGGCGGCGGCGGCGGCGGCGUUCCUGCCUCUAUGAUGAAAUUCAAGCCAAACCAGACGCGGACCUACGACCGGGAGGGUUUCAAGAAGCGGGCGGCAUGCUUGUGCUUCCGCAGCGAGAGGGAGGAUGAGAAAGGCCCCCUUUCCUCCUCCCCUGACUUCUCAAGCAGACAGGUGCUAUUAGUAAGCAGUAGCCGGUACCCAGAUCAGUGGAUUGUUCCAGGUGGAGGAAUGGAACCUGAAGAAGAACCAGGUGGUGCUGCUGUCAGAGAAGUCUACGAAGAGGCUGGAGUAAAAGGAAAACUUGGCAGAUUGUUGGGAAUAUUUGAGAAUCAAGACCGGAAGCAUAGGACUUAUGUUUAUGUUCUCACAGUGACUGAAAUCCUGGAAGACUGGGAAGAUUCAGUAAAUAUAGGAAGGAAGAGAGAAUGGUUUAAAGUUGAAGAUGCAAUCAAGGUCCUUCAGUGUCACAAGCCUGUACAUGCAGAGUAUUUGGAAAAAUUGAAACUUGGGUGUCCCUCUACCAAUGGAAAUCCUGUAGUUUCUUCCCACCCUGAUAAUAGUUCUAUCUAUGUUACUUCAGCACAAACCUCUGGGCUACCAUCUACUAUAAGAUAAAUUUUAAGUUACUUUUUUCAUGUUCUUCCAUCACAAGUGGAAAUGUAUUAGUGAUCCUGUGCUGUGUGUAUUGUAAUCAAAAUCUUGAGUCCGUGAAUACUUUGCGUUCAGUCUUACUUUUUUCUCUUUUUAGCAAUGUAUUUUGGCAAAUCAAAGCCAUACAGGGAUUUUUAAAGAUGCCUUAAAUGGUCCUUUUUCAUUUUUAAAUAUAGUACCUAAUUUAAAAAGUGAAUUUGAAACUUGACAUUUGACUUAAUUCAGUUUCUUAAACUUUCUCAAAUAAUUAUAUUGCUUUAUCCCAUUCAUUGUUGUUUCCCAAAGUCAAAAUUAAAUUAGUUGGAGGAGUUAAGGCAAUGAAACCAACAAAGUGCCUUCAGUGUUAAGCUUCCUCCUUUAAAAUGUUCCAUAGAAAAAUCAGAGCAUAUUGAUGUUUUUUUUUAACUUUUAUCGUUUCUUCAUAUUGCUCUUGUUAAAGAUUUUGGCCGAAUAGGCAGAUAUCACAAAAUGCCAAAUUUUUUUCACUUUUGCUACUUAUUGCCAAAGUUAGUAUUCACUUUCUUUGCAGUUCCAGCAGGUUUAAUUAAUUACUGGAGACCAUUCCAACUUUUUUCAGUCGUUUUAUAGAUUAUGUGAAUCAUAUUAUUUGGAAGAUAACUGUUUGGGGGGCUAAAGGGGGGCAAGGUCAUAUCAGAACAUUAAAAUGUUUUCAUAUCUGCCACUAAAACAUGCAUGUUUUUUCUCUAAACAGUAACAAGUUGUAAUUUCACAUUUUUUUAAAAAAAAACAUCACUAAAUUUCCAUUUUUCUGUAAAGACAGUUUUGGUUGAGGUAAACAACCACUUCUGUUGUAAAAAUUUCUCUCUUCUCAUUCUUUCUAUGUAACAUACAUUCACUGUAAAUAAUUCAACAGAUGUAAAGUGUAAAGUGGAAAGUAAAUGUAAUGUAAAUACAAUUGUUCAGCCAUUUGGGUUGCCACCUAUGAUUUUCAUGUCUUAAUAGUGACAUAACAAGCAGGAAUUUCAAUAGCUCAAUUUCUUUAAUAUACCUUCAGAUUAUUCUGGUUUUUUAUUACACAGCUGUUAAAGGGACAACAGUUAUGCCUAAAAACAGGUGGGGACUAUACACUAUGUAAUGCUGCUAUGAAAUAACCACUUACUGUUGGCAAUUUUUUUAAAGUGUCAUAAUUUUUCCUCUAGAAAAAUGGAAAUGAUAAUGUGCCAUAUGUAUGAAUCUAAAUAAGGAACAUCUGUAAAAUAUAAGAACAGUUGUGAGCUUUCAUUUAAGAAGAACGUAAUAGUAGUAAUAGAGGAUUGAUAUGAAGUUCUACCAUAGGUAAGAACAUUGAAAUUUUAGUAGCUUAGAUGAUGGUGGGAAUCAUAGGGCGCAAUCAGUUUCAAAGAGCCCUAUGUAAAGUCAAAAUGAGAACACAGACUUAAUACAGAAACCUUGUAUUAACUGGAAUGGGAAAGUGAUUAUAAGUAAUGUACAAUCCUAAAUUGGCUGUUCAGGCCCAUGUUUCUAUUUAUUAUUCAAUAGUUUAUUGACCAUAUAGUUGUAAAAGUGAGAAAAUGUCUCACAUUAUCAUAGUGAUGAACAGAACAGUAAGCCAAGUCUGUAGUUCUUAACAGCUUCAUCUCAACAUUUUUGGAAUAUAAUCUAAGCUAAUAGAAAUCGCAGAUUACUAAUGCAUGGUUAUUUUGCUUUUCAUCAUUAUAUACUAUGUAAAAAUGUACAGUUUACGCUAACUAAAUCAAAGGUGAGUGCUUAUAAAUACUUCAGGCUGCCGUGCCACAUAGUUACACUGAUGUACAGAUCUCUUUAGCCUAUGCAAUUUAAAAUUACAUCCUCCUCAGAUUUCUGAUAUCUCUCUUGCAACAUGAUACACAGGAUAAGAAAUAUCCAUCGUUCAAUUUCUUGAAUUUACAAGUUCAUUGAAUAAAGUUAAACAUUCUUUAAUUCUAUAAUUUGCAGGCUGUGCAGUGCUUUGAAAUUGGUUUACGAAAAAUAUAUGGCUGCCAGACAAGUGUUCAGCUUGUGCUCCAAAGCACCUCUUCUAAACUGAAUCCAAAGAAACCCUUAGCUGUACUCUACUAAUUUGCAAGUAUAGGCAGGGCAAUAGUUGUGUCAGAUAUAAUAGGAAAGACCUCUUGCAAGAUAAAAUCUUUUAUAACUAAUAAAAAGAGCAUGGUUUUCUGUAAAUUGUCAAAGUAUUGAAAUAUUCUUGUAGAAUUAAGAUGUAGAUCAAAACUUGCUCUUCAGUGACAUGCAUUUGGUCUCUCAGAGGAAUGGAAAUUGAUUUGGAUCUUCAUGUACAAAAGUUUGUUAUAGAGAAUAAGUAGUUGGGAACAUACCUUAUAAGCAGUGUAAGAGGCAACAAGAAAUAAUUAAAAUCUCAUGUUUACUGCAAGCUACCAAAGCUAUUAAAAUGUUUGAAACAAUUGUUCAAUGUGCUCCUGAAAGUGUACAUACACAAAGACAAAACACAAUUCAAGUUGUAAACGUUUUGAGCUGAGCAUGGCUUUCUUUUAAAGACUGAUGUAAGAAUUUUGACUUUUUAUAUCUGAAAGAAACCUCAAAUAAAAAAUAAACACUU